UGCAUAAUAUUACGCAGUAACCUCCCUUAGAUAAACAAACUCCAAAUCAAAACUGUCAACAAAGCAUUUUCUUCAGUUUCAUUCAGAGCUUUGACUUUAAACAUGUCUUCAAAUCUCAUUACUUCAUCUUUUAAGAAAGUAAAACAGCAACAAAGAAAUGUAAAAUGCGAAAGAGGAAGUUCACCACAGCCUUCAUGCAGCAAGACAGAGGAUCGCGAUAUGAAAAUGUUGAAAGAUUUUGACCUGUACUGGGUGUUUGGACCAAGUAUGGGAAUUUCAAGACUUGAGCGUUGGAACAGAGCAGAAAAGCAUGGUUUAAACCCGUCACCUGAAGUGAAGCAGUUGGUACUAGCACAUGAAGGAGAUGAGAGAUAUACUCAAUGCCUUUGGAAUGACUACAAGAAUAUCAUGUGAUUUAAAGAUUAAAGUGUUCUUACAGAGUAAAUAAUCUGUCAAGUGCCAUAUCAAGACAAUGUGGUGUGAUUAAACAAAGUUUAGUGAAUUUAGUGGCAGAAUGAUUUUAAUGUUGAGGUCCAGUCUACACAUGUAAACAAUAGGGCACCAUGCUUUCAUAAGAAACAGAUUACCAGAUGUUCAUGAGAAACAGGAUACCAGCCUAUCAAAAGAAGCAGGGAACCAGUCUAUCAAAAGAAGCAGGAUACCAGUCUAUCAAAAGAAGCAGGAUACCAGUCUAUCAAAAGAAGCAGGAUACCAGUCUAUCAUGAGAACAUGGUACCAGUCUGUAAUCAGAGUCAAUGCACAAGAUCUCCUGCAAAACAAAAGAAAUCCAAAAAUUUAUUGUUAAGUUUCAUUACAAAAGAAUUCUUACGAAAAUUCUAAAACUUUGUCAAGAUUAUGUCUUAAAAUUUUGUCACAUGUUUCAUUUGGAAAAGACAUAAACUAUUCAACUAUUUUAAACAUAGAAACAGAUAAAAAUGAUAGAUUUAAACACAUCACUUAACUUUUACUGGAGUGAAUGUCCCGGUUAUGAAAUUAUGGAAUUUAUGGCAAUUAAACAAACAAUCGUGUAGAGUCUAGUCCGAUUGCAUUGAUGUGCAUACUAGAAUCUAUUCUGGUGGAAUAGACAAGUCUUUGUCACCUCUAUCUUCCAAACAGUUGAUA
Ruditapes philippinarum (Manila clam) is the source of this 1122-nucleotide messenger RNA. Its product is annotated as DNA polymerase delta subunit 4-like. Gene Ontology annotation, biological process: DNA synthesis involved in DNA repair; DNA-templated DNA replication. Lineage: Eukaryota; Metazoa; Mollusca; Bivalvia; Venerida; Veneridae. Gene Ontology annotation, cellular component: delta DNA polymerase complex. Gene Ontology annotation, molecular function: DNA-directed DNA polymerase activity. The record is from RefSeq and is a predicted model, not a curated record. Bases 103 to 414 code for a protein of 103 amino acids. The transcript has 4 exons.